AUGAUUGGGCGCAUACCAAGAACCUUCAGUCGUCGUGACAACCGUACGAAUCAAGAACCACUUUCGUUGCUACAAUUGUGGAGGCCUUGGUCAUCUACAACGUUCUUGCCCAUCCAACUUACCUGGAGUCAUCGUCGCGCACAAACAUCAAUCAGCAAAAACUCCUUGAAUGCAACCACCACCACUACUCAGCAAGUACCUGAAGGCCGGCUCAUUGAUCUCACCGAGGAACCCGAUUUUGGAAAUGUCAACCCGACACCUGAGCUAGAUUUGGAUGUCAAUCAUUUGAAGGAACUCAACGCAAUAAAGGAAUCCGAUUUGAUUGGUUCAAGCGAUGUACAACCGAUACCAGAUUGGCGACACGACACCUGGCAGAUCAAACAAGGCAACCACACCCAUAUCUUGACUCCAAGUCGCAAACGGCAGAUUCCUGAUUUGGCUUAUCUUCUCAGUCAUCGCGAGAUGCAACGAUUGUCACGCACCAAGGCUAUCAGCGAGAUGUAUUUGUUCUAUACGGCUGACAAGAUCGACAAAUACGAUGGCACCUUUGAUACUUUGGUUCAUGAAUACGCUGAUGUCUUCCGAAACGAACUACCAGGCUUACCUCCAGAUCGUGAUAUUGAGCAUGUGAUUGAUACUGGUGAUGCUCAACCCAUCAAUCGGCAUCCUUUCAAGAUGAGUCCUCUCGAGCUGGAUGAAUUGCGGCGUCAAUUGGCUGAACUCCAAACCUUGGGAUUGAUUGAACCAAGUAACUCUCCAUGGGGUGCACCAGUUCUGUUUGUCCGCAAGAAAGAUGGUUCAAUGAGACUCUGUAUCGAUUAUCGCGCUCUCAAUGCAGUGACACGUCGCAAUGCCCAUCCCUUACCACGAAUUGAUGAAUGUCUCGAACGUCUUGGUGGUGCACGAUUCUUCUCCAGCAUCGACCUCAAGAGUGGUUACCAUCAAUGCUCCCUUUUGGAUUGA
Molecule: messenger RNA, 963 nt
Organism: Lichtheimia ornata
Lineage: Eukaryota; Fungi; Mucoromycota; Mucoromycetes; Mucorales; Lichtheimiaceae
Exons: 4
Coding region: 1-963 (320 amino acids)
Source: RefSeq, a predicted model, not a curated record